CAAAAAAAACCCCACACUCCCUCUCUCUCUCACAACCACCAACCGGUAACCCUCCGCUCUUCUUCUUUGCAUGUUCUUGGAGCUCCGGCUCCCUUGGCGGAGCCCUAGCUCGCUACCCGUUUUACUUGCUAGUCUAAUUCAACUGUUAUUGCUUUUUCAGAUUUUUAUUUUAACUCGUAUCAUCAUUUCUGGAUCUUUGAUUCUGUGUUCCCUUCAAAGAUGUCGAAACCAUGGGGAGGCAUCGGCGCCUGGGCCGCCGAGGCCGAGCGUGCUGAAGCUGAGGAACGAGAAGCUUCCGCCGCCGCCGCGGAGCCUCAAAGCUUUCCUAGCCUAAAAGAAGCUGUUAGCACCAAACCUAAAAAGAAGAAGAAGAAUAUGACUAUGAACCUUAAGGAUUUCAACUCAGCCUCCAGCGGAGCCGUUUCUGGAGGUGGGUAUCGGGCAACUGAAUACAAAGGACUUACAUCCGACGAGAUGCUUCGGCUUCCUACUGGCCCCAAGGAACGCACUCCCGAGGAAAUGCAGUACGGACGACUCGGUGGCGGAUUUUCGUCAUAUGGCCGGUCCUCUGGACCCCCUUCUGGACGCAUGCGCGACGAAGGUGAUGGGUCGUGGGGUGGCGGGAGGAGGUCGUAUGGUGGAUUUGAUGACGAGCGUAAAGGUCCGCCCUCUAGGGUUUCUGAUUACGAUCAACCGUCUCGCGCUGAUGAGGUUGAUAAUUGGGCAAUGUCUAAGAAACCUUUACCUUCUAUGGAUUCUGGUCGCCAGAAUCGUUAUGGUUCUCUUGGUGGUGGUGGUGGUGGUUUUGGAGGUGAUUCCAGGGCUGACGAGGCGGACAGUUGGGCUGUCGGGAAGAAACAGCUCCCUACUAGAUCUUCGAAUGUUGGUUCAGGUUUCCGUGAUUCUGGACCGGAGCCUGAUAGAUGGACUAGGGGCGGAUCGCGUGAGCUGGAGCGGGAGAGACCUAAAUUGGUAUUGGAUCCACCAAAAGGCGGCAACGAGGGGAGUGCAAACAAUGACGCAGUGAAGACAAACAAGGCCAAUCCUUUUGGGGCAGCCAGGCCAAGAGAAGAUGUAUUGGCAGAGAAGGGAUUAGAUUGGAGGAAACUUGAUUUGGAUAUUGAGUCAAAGAAAACGAGCAGGCCAACAAGCCAGCACUCAAGCAGGCCUUCAAGUGUGCAGUCAAACCGUUCAGAGGGGCCAGGGGCAAUGCAGCAGUUGGGCGUGGAGAAUGUGACUAAGCCAAGGCCAAAGGUGAAUCCUUUUGGAGAUGCAAAGCCCAGGGAAGUUUUGCUGGAGGAACGAGGUAAGAAUUGGCAGAAGAUUGAUCUUGAAUUGGAGCAUCGUGGUGUGGACAGGCCUGAAACAGAAGUAGAAAAGUUGUUGAAAGAAGAAAUAGAUCAUUUAAAGAAAGAGCUUGAGAAGGAAUCUAGCGCAAAAGCAAGUCAGGAAGGUUCUGGAGGAGACCGACUGAGCUUACAGGGUAUAAUAAUUCAGAAAGAAAGCGAACUGGAGAUACUGAUCCAUGAAUUGGAUGAUAGAGUUCGGUUUGGUCAGAAAGCCAUUGAAAGGCCUGGUUCUGGAGCUGGUAGGGGUGCUAGUUUUGCGGAAAGACCACCGUCUCGGUCUGGAUCAGUUGAUGAUUCUAGAAGCGUGGAAUUCAUAAAUAGGCCUCGAUCACCUGGUACAGGAGGAGAUAUGUGGGCAAGAAAUGGUGAUGAUAGAAGGUCAUUUCAAGGUGGCAGGGAAAGAGGAUUUCUUGGUAACAGAGACAUGGAUAGGCCGAGGUCAAGAGAGAGAUGGUAAACAACUGUUGAUGGGGUUUGGUGGAGUUUACUUCUUCGGCCUUUGAGAACCAGAACUAAAUAAUAUUUUGUCCCCUAACCUUUUUUUUUCUUUUUUUUUUUUUGUUCUCUUGUUUUGGCUCUAGAGAAGAUGGGAGCUAGGGUUAUUGUUUAGUACGGGCACUGGGAUCUUUUGCAGUAAAUCCAUGUUGCAUCUUGAAACCUGUAAAAUUGCAACUUUUGUCUUCCUUUUUGUCUGUGUUGAGGCAAAGAGACUGUAAUGUUUCUAGGACACAUUUAUUGGACAGCAUUGGACUCACUAGUUUUGAACUUUUAUGGCAGUUGUUCCUAUUGUUAUACCCUUAA
Molecule: messenger RNA, 2150 nt
Organism: Tripterygium wilfordii
Lineage: Eukaryota; Viridiplantae; Streptophyta; Magnoliopsida; Celastrales; Celastraceae
Product: eukaryotic translation initiation factor 4B2-like
Exons: 3
Coding region: 220-1806 (528 amino acids)
Molecular function (GO): translation initiation factor activity; mRNA binding
Source: RefSeq, a predicted model, not a curated record